This is a messenger RNA of Octopus sinensis (East Asian common octopus), 843 nucleotides long. RefSeq lists its product as uncharacterized. The record is from RefSeq and is a predicted model, not a curated record. The transcript has a single exon. NCBI's taxonomy places the organism in Eukaryota, Metazoa, Mollusca, Cephalopoda, Octopoda, Octopodidae. The coding region runs from base 1 to 843 and encodes 280 amino acids.
AUGAAGUUCCCGAAGGUGCGUAUAGGUCAAAAUGACCCGUUCACGGUUUCAUAUUCAACAAACCAUUUGUUGUUUAUUGACGACCUGAAAAUAAUUGCUGAGAAAGAAGACACCGUUCUAAAAAUGAUGGAAGAUGUCGAUGAAUAUUUUGAUGCCGUUGGCCUCAAGAGGAACUCGGAAAAGUCUGCGACUAACCUGGACUAUGUGAAAGAUACAAAAUGUCUGGAUGGGUGUGCUGGGUAUCGAUACCUGGGAGUCUUGGAGGAUAGAGGAAGUGAUGUCAAGAAAAUCGAGGUAAUGAAAACAAUUGCUCGAAACGUGAAAGAGAGAAUCGAGAGUCUUGCAAAAACAAAGUUAAGUGCAGUAAACCUCUUUAAAGCGAUAAACGAAUAUGCACUCUCUCUCUACAACUACUAUAUUGGAUUGAUCGACAUUGAACCGAGUGAGUUUGAUGCCAUUGAUCUGGUAAUUCGUCGCAUUCUAACUACUUUACGAAUCCAUCUGAAGCCCGCUAAUAAAGAAAGAUUAUAUCUCGGCAGAAAUGGUUUUGGAAGAGGCUUAAUCUCAAUUUCCAAUAAGAGCGAAUGCAUCCUGCUCCAAUUUCUCUCCGACCUUGAAAGAAAAGCCUCGUUGUGCCUCAGAAGAGCAGGAAUCUUGCGGGUCUUGAGAGAAAAGAAAACACAUAUGACCACGAUUGCAAGAUUUCUCGCUCUCAAGUACAAUCUGGAAGACCAAUCAAAAUUGGAUGUAAACCUUAUUAAGGAGUGCCAGAAGAAAAGACUAAUGGACACCAUUAAAUCUAAGAUGAUACAUUCAACGCUGUUUAAAUGCAUUCAGGAAUAA